GCCAGGACCCGCCACCGGAAUCCGCUCCAGGCUGAGCCGCUCCUGGACGCCAUCCACAGUUGGCCAACCUCGCAUGUGGCGACAGACAGGCGCGUUGAUUGGCUGCUCACAUCGCAAGGAGAAGGACCCUCCGAGGACACUACACUGAAAACGAUUCAUCAUCGCCACAGCUCGGCACUUCGCUUCCGACAUUGUUCUUUGCAAGGGGCGAGCAGACGGAACAGCCACUACAGCAAAUUGAAUGUAAUUUCAUAAAAAGCGAGUGUUAAUUUUUUGCCAGCCACACAAUACAAGAUAGAUACAGCCAGUGAUACACGGACCCCGACGUGGCUUAAUGUGCUAACACGCAGUGACAUGAAAAAUGAUGAAGAGCAUGCAGCUUUCGCCCGCACCCCCCUGCUAGAGAAGAAAGCCCUGCUGGAGAAAGAAAGAAGCGCGCGACGAGCUGCAAAUUUGUGAGGCAGCCGCAUUGUAGCUCGCAGGACAACAGACAACAGACAACAGGCACAGACAACAGGCAACAGAAAAAAGGCAACGUGAAACAACCAAAAGGCGGCAGCAUCGCAUUGACAGGCGACGGAAAAAGGCAGGGCAAAAAAGGCAGCGCUGCACAUCGGACCAGCAUCAUUUAUCAGCGACGCAUCGCAACGAGAAGCGACUACGACCGGCGGGGCAUAUGUGCGCCGGAUAUGCUGGCAUUGUGUGGUUGCCGCAGCUGAAAGGAUUCCGCGCGUUCAUUCAAAAAGCCAUUAACCCUAAUAAGCAGCCGCAGGAGCCAGUGAGGCAGUCGAACAAUACGCCGCGCCGCCCAUCGAUGUGCCAGCCCCUCCCGCGGCCCAGGACAUAGGCUGUGGACAGUAGGCGGAAACUCGGCGGAGGAAAGCCUGCAUCAGGGAGCGACUGGCCCGGGAAGCGCGCAAGGAUGCCCGUGGUGCCGCCCCGCCUGCUGCUGCGUCUGCGGCGGCCCCUGCACCUGAUGGAACUCCGCAUCCUGCUGCUCUGCCUGCCGACGCUGCUCCUGGCCACCACCCUCGAGCCAGAUCAAAAGUCAAUACUCACAGAUAACGACUGGAAGAAGCUAUGGAUGCGCGGCGGUAUAAAUGCCGAUUCAAAAUUGGAUAAUAAUCUCGACUCGAGCGACAGUCCAAUGUUCGAAGACAGUGAGCUGAUGGCGCACAACACAACCGUCCAGCUGGGUGGCACCGCCUUUCUGGUCUGCAAGGUCUCCGGCGUGGACAGAGUGGGUGUAAAUUGGAAUCAAAUAUCUUGGAUCCGCCGCCGGGACUGGCACAUCCUGUCGUCGGGGGCCCAGCUCUACACGAACGACGAGCGCUUCGCGAUACUGCACACGCCCGGCUCCAACAUGUGGACGCUGCAGAUAAAGUUUGUGCAGCGCCGGGAUCACGGCAUGUACGAGUGCCAGGUCUCGACGCCGACUGGCAUCAUUUCGCACUUUGUGAAUCUUCAAGUGGUUGUGCCGGAGGCCUUCAUACUGGGCUCCGGCGAGCUGCACGUCGACAUGGGCUCAACAAUCAAUUUGGUGUGCAUCAUUGAGAAGAGUCCAACACCACCGCAGUACGUUUACUGGCAGAAGAACGACCGCCUGAUCAACUACGUGGACUCCCGGCGGGACAUCACCAUCGAGACGACCCCGGGACCGCGCACCCAGAGCCGCCUGAUCAUCCGGGAGCCGCAGAUCACCGACUCCGGCAACUACACCUGCUCGGCCAGCAACACGGAGCCGGCGAGCAUUUACGUCUUCGUUUCGAAAGGCGACAAUAUGGCGGCAAUCUCGCGUCGCAAGACCUCCUCGGCCGAUCGUCUGACGCACAUAUUCAGGUCGAUGCUGGCGCCCUGUCUCCUGCUGAACACGGUUGUUGUGAGACGCAUCUUCCUGACCUAAGCGGACCGCCGAGGAAGCCGUGGCGAGUGGAGGCCGGCGACGAGAAAUCCUACUUAAGCUAUUUCAGUGUUAGACCUAAAGCGAACCGAAACAGAGUUAAUAACUGAAUACCCCAGUCUAGGAUAAUUGCUAAGCUAAGCUCAGUGGAGACCGAGCACCCAAGUGUAAAAAUCAAGUUAAACCAAUCGCAGUCGCCGUGCACGUAUGUGUGUACUUGUACGUAUGCCAGGCAUUUACCCGUACAUCCGUACAUGCAGACAAGUCUAGAUAAGUCCUAGUUUAGUUGGUAACUCACCUUCCAUUGAUUGUGUACAGUAUGUUGAAGGACUUCGAAGUAUGUGAAUUGCGUUUAUGAAUACCGUUCGGUUUUCUUUCCCCAAACUCCUCGGUUGCCGUCGCCAGUGUUAUGUAUAUGUGUAGUGCAAUUUGCUCGCUCGGUGAGCUGAGAACAGCAACUUAUUGGAAAUGCCUUUGUUCGACCCAGUUCAGUGCUUUGCAACCCAAAACCCAAAACCCAAAAACUUUUCCCUGUAAACGGAAUUUGCAUAAGUAGCCAAUUUGAGUCCAUUAAAAUGAGGUAUAUAUAUGAGCAAAAACACGCAUUAAAAAGCUAUUAUACUGUUACUAAUUGCUAAUUGAAAACUAAAAACAUAAAAAGAGCAGCGGGCACGUCCAGCCCAGAAGGCAGCAACAACAAGAGCGAAAUAAAUGUUAACGAGAAUAAGAACGAGAGCAUCAACCCACAUUAAUUAAUUAUGUUAUUAAGUUUGUAAAUAAAUUUUAUUGCAAAUGGCAUAGCUCGCACACGCACACGCACACACAAGGACACACACGGCAUGCAGAAAAAAUUAAUUUAAACUGUGUAAAUAAAAAGGAAAUCAUACAGCUCCAGCAACGUCAACCACAAGGCAUACAACCGACUGAAAAUGUGCAACAUAUUGGCCAGGGCCCGUGGACGGGAUGGGAAUCGGAUCGAUUCGGGGUAGAGGAGUACGAGCAUGUGGAUGCUUUAUGGGCUUUGAAACUGUCAAAAUCAAGCUGUAAUUAAUUGCAAAAGCACACAAGGGAGAAAGGAGCGGGUCUAGGCAAAAACUAACUAUAGAGACAAAAUAGGGUAAUGUAAAAUCAUCAUUCAGCCGAAUCAGAAAAUUGAAAAAAAUUACUUUACAUGCAGCUUUCUGGCUAUCAAAAAUGUUAGCUGAGAUCUCUAGGAAGCGCACUCGUCUCAAGCCCCGAAAUCUCAUCUUUGACCUGGCAUUGGCAGGGAAUUCAACCGACAUUUUUCCAUUAACAAUCUGCAUUUGUCUGCUGCCCUUGCCGACUAGCUGAAACACCUCAAUCACGAAAGAAACAUCUACGUAAUGAAUUAUGUACAACUUCUCGACUGUUUAUUAAUCUUAGGCCGGCUCCACUAACGGCAGCGGCCUGCACUUACGAUAGAAUACAAUAUAGGGGAUCCGCUCCAGUUCGAAUUGAUGUGUUGUCAGACUUAAGCCUGCAAUAACCAACAUUUGUUCAUUGUCGGUACGUAAUUUACACAACAAAAACUGUUAAGAAAUACCAUUUGAAGUUUGAAUAGAUUCAUUAGUGUGAUCCCACGACAAAACCAAAAAUGUAGCGUAAUCAUUAUACUAAAAGAAUAACGAUAUUGAUAAUACCGAAAAUACUAAAGCGAUUCCACAGCCUCCUUGAUGUGUCUGUAUGUGUAUGCGUAUGCCCAAUGCUCGUUGGACAAGUUAAUUGAUUCAAUUGAAGUAAACUGAAUUAAAAGAAGCAUUUAGUUGGUUCUCACUGUUAAGCAUUUCCACUGUAAAUAUUUUGUACUAACAUACGUAUAUCGAACGGCUGAUAAUGGUCCUUCGUUAAUUAAUGAAAAUCACAUAUGGCAACAAAGAAAAAGUUAUAAUAGGUAAUUGUACUCUUGGUGUAAAAACAGGCAGAGCAAAAAUAAACGAACAACCAAUAUAGAACGAUUCAAAUGUUUUCAAUGUAAGUGCUCGAGCAAAUAACUGUAAAAUUUCAACUUGCAACAAUUUGACGAAUAUGAAUUUAAUAGUACAGAUAUAACAAAUCUAAGCCCCAAUACUUUGUGCUUCCACGCACAGAUACAAAGGAGGGGACGACAGAAAAUACCAAAGCAGCAGUGCAUGGCUAACAAUACGAAUGCAUGCGAAUAAAUCAAGUGAUUAUCAUGGAAAAAUAAAUGUA
This is a messenger RNA of Drosophila ficusphila, 4111 nucleotides long. It is a transcript of the gene dpr12, whose product is annotated as lachesin. Gene Ontology annotation, biological process: synapse organization. The record is from RefSeq and is a predicted model, not a curated record. The coding region runs from base 923 to 1903 and encodes 326 amino acids. Gene Ontology annotation, cellular component: neuron projection membrane. Lineage: Eukaryota; Metazoa; Arthropoda; Insecta; Diptera; Drosophilidae. The transcript has 10 exons.